Molecule: messenger RNA, 2834 nt
Organism: Chenopodium quinoa (quinoa)
Lineage: Eukaryota; Viridiplantae; Streptophyta; Magnoliopsida; Caryophyllales; Amaranthaceae
Product: E3 ubiquitin-protein ligase CHFR-like
Exons: 15
Coding region: 1258-2643 (461 amino acids)
Biological process (GO): ubiquitin-dependent protein catabolic process; protein ubiquitination; mitotic cell cycle checkpoint signaling
Cellular component (GO): nucleus
Molecular function (GO): ubiquitin-protein transferase activity; metal ion binding
Source: RefSeq, a predicted model, not a curated record
CUUAAGUUAAAUAAUUUGUUAAAAUCUUUAACAUGGUUUAGCUAUUAGACAGUAAAAAGACAUAAAUACCCUUAUGUCUUUCCUCCUCCAUCUUCUUCCUUACUUUUUCCUCCUCCAUCUUCUUCCAUUAGAGCCACCACCACCAUUGUUAAACUGCUGCUAAGGUCGGAAAGGAAGUGCAACGACAGCACCAAAAGCGGCGGCACCACCACCUCUCCCUCUUCCCUCUCCCCAAUAACACCCCAGCGCAUAACCACCUCGCGCAUCGACACCAACCCGAUCCUACCCAUUUCCCCCUCCUCGAAAACCACCCUAACCACCACCUCCACACGUAUCAAACCUGUGAAACCUAGCUCUGACCACUAAUUCGACCCCAAAUCAACAUAUUUAACCAAUUCGACUCCAAAAAUUAACAAAUUCGACCCUUAAAGUAGCAAUUCGACCCCCAAAACCAACAAAUUCGAACCCAAAACCAACAAAUUCGACCCCAAGAAUUAGCAUUUUCGAUAAAUUUGACCCCCUAAAGUCAACAAAUUUGACCCCAAAAUCACCAAAACUCCUAGAAAUUUCAACCCAUAUUUGGGAAAUGAGAAGAAAUCGGGGAAGGGAGGAGGGUGGUUGAUUCCGACUAGGGAGGAUGGCUGAUUUCGGCGUUCCGACAAGCGGUUUUAAUUUGGUGGUUAUGAAAGAAGAGAGAGGGUGGGUCGGGAACAAGGGAGGGGUGCUCGUUUUGGUAUUGGGGUGUUGGUGGUGAGGGUCUCCGGCGGGGUAGAGGGUUGAGACGUCGUCCGCCACACCAAGCUGAGCUCCGGCAAGGAAAGGAGGGUUGGUGGUUGGGGAGGGGUUUGUAUUAUUUGUUUUUAUUUAAAAAAAAUUGAAGGAUAUUAAUGUAAAUCUAUUAUUACUUAAUCUAAAAUUAACCCUGAGUAAUUGUUUAAUGAUGUUUUAAUAUUAUUAAUGUUACCAUUAGCUUAGUUUUAUUAAUUCGUGAUAACCAUUGAUAAUAAAAAGUUUCAUACUUUACCACUAAGAAAAGAAAAAAUUGUGAUUAGCAGAUAGAAUUUCUCUAAAAUUUAUCAAUAUAACAAUUGGUUUCGUUUUUUUCGUCUCCAUCUUCCCUCACAAGCUUCAUAAGUUCUCAUAGUGGCAACCCACUUUCAUCACCAUUUUAAAAACCCAACUUUUUUUUUCCCUUCAAAAUUUAAGAAAAAAUAAACCGUAAAAAAAAGAAAAAUUCAAACCCUGAAAAAAAAUUCAAUGGACGUCGGGCAAUCAUCUGGUUCAAAUUCCUCUGAUGAAGUUUGGGCCAAACUUGUGCCAUCUGAUUCAAGCUAUGCAAGCAUUGAGAUUAGCUCAGAUGAUACAAUUGUAUGUUCACAGAUCUCAUCUACUUCCGAUAGGCUUGAAUGGUGCCAGAUUAUAAGGAACUCUGAUCGAUGUUCAGCCACUAUCAGAAACAAAAGGUCAAGUAUUAUACUCAUUGACGGGGCUAUACUGGAGAGUGAAGAUGUAGUUAGUAUUAAGUGUGGCUGUGAAAUAGUGCCAGCUUCCACUAAAGUAGAGCAUCUUAGCUUUAAAUUUGAGGUGAUGCCUGUCCAAGAACAACGCUUUGAGAAUAAGUUAAAGAUAUUUCUAGAUUCGGAGCACACAAAAUGCUGCAUUUGCUUGAAUGUUUGGCAUGAUGUUGUGACAGUAGCUCCUUGCCUUCAUAAUUUCUGCAAUGGGUGCUUCUCAGAGUGGUUAAAGAGGUGCCAGAAGAAACAUUCAAGUGUCUUAUGCCCCCAGUGUAGAGCAGUUGUGCAAUUUGUUGGAAGAAAUCAUUUUCUCCAUGGUAUUGAGGAGGACAUUUUGCAGGCAGAUGCUUCAUUACGGCGCUCUACAGAAGAACUUGCUAUAUUAGAUUCUUAUGCAACCAUCAAGUCCAAUCUUGUCAUUACAAACGGAAAAGGAAAUCGUCAAAAGAGGGCACGUUCACCAAUUCAUGAAGAGCGUGUAGAAAUGGAAUUAUCAUGCCCUCAAUGUGGAACUCAAUCUGGAGGUUUCCGUUGCACUGAGAAUAGUGCCCAUUUGCAAUGCCAUGCAUGUGGUGGGAUGAUGCCAUCAAGAUCUAAUAUUAGCAUUCCACAACAUUGUUGUGGUUGCGAUAGAACAUAUUGCGGUGCUUAUUGGCACGCUCAGGGAGUUACUAGGACAGAUCGUCACCCCAUCUGCCAACUUGAAACUUUCAGACCUAUCUCCGAGCACAGAGUGUUUAAUAUCCCAUCCACAGCGCAUGAAAGGAAUGAAUUUGAGCAAGAUAUCACUAAUAGGUGCAUAAGACAGAUGGGUACAACACUACAAGAAGUGAUUGCCGAAUGGAUUACAAAAUUGGACAACCAAGAAAUUGAUCGUUCAAGAUUGCAUUUGAAGCAUCCUGAGAUGAUAACUGCUGGCACUUACGUCUGCAGUGAUUGUUACAACACACUGGUUUCAUUUCUUCUUUACUGGUUCCGGAUUUCAUUGCCUGUCCAUCUUCUACCGCCGGAGGCAUCAAGCAGGCAAGACUGUUGGUAUGGCCAUGCUUGUCGCACGCAACAUCACAGUGUAGAUCAUGCACGUAAGCGUAAUCAUGUUUGCCGACCUACUAGAGGUUCCCAUACAUGAUGCAGAGUAUUAAAAACAAUUUCGGUUUGGGAGGGGAGUGUCGAGGAUCAGCAAUGUCUGCUGCUGAUUCUGAAAUAGUUGUGUAAUCUUUCUUCUUCAAAAGUUUUAUUUUACUUUUAUCUGGACUUAUGUGUUGAUGCUUUCAGCUCUGUAUUCCCUUCAUUUAAACAGUUAAUUGGUUUUUCAUUUAA